Molecule: messenger RNA, 891 nt
Organism: Heterocephalus glaber (naked mole-rat)
Lineage: Eukaryota; Metazoa; Chordata; Mammalia; Rodentia; Bathyergidae
Source: RefSeq, a predicted model, not a curated record
AUGGGAAUGACUGAGGCCGAGGUGCUUUGUGUUCAGGUGGAGGCCAGUAGACGGUGCCAGCUUCAGUGGGGUCUGCCAGCUGUCAUCCAGAGAGCUCGCCAUGCCCACGACCCCUUGCAGUUUGAGCCAUGGGACAAAGCCAAGGCUUCUGAGACUGGGAAAAUGUCCUGGCCAGGGAAGCCAGUCUCCAGGAAACUACACUUCUUCCCAGGGCAUGCUCGCAGGCUGCUGGAAUUUCACUUCCAGAAGCAAUUGAUUCACCUACGCUGGGGCCUGCCCGAGAAGAUCCAGCAGUCCUUCCAGUUGCUCCUUCCCUCUGCUGAUCAGCAGACCCUGUCCUGAAGCAGCACAACCCUACCCAAUGUGAGUAACCCCCAGCCUAUGGCUCUAAAGGACAAGGGGAAUGGUGACCCAUUCUCACCCAUACUGGCCCAAAUGUCAAUCCCCAUGCCACUCUUAUUCACCCAGUCCAAGGCAAUAUUGCAGAGCCACAUUGACUCCAAAUGUGGACAGAUCCACCAGAGCAAGGUCCCUUGUUGUGUCUAUAGCUCCUGAGAAGGCACAGUUCCUAGGGGCCUGGCAGUGGCUCCCUUCCCCUGCAUUCCACAAGGCCAGCCCCUGGAGCUGCAGGCAGCAACUGACCCUCACCUAUAUAACAAAGUUAUGCCCUGGAUGCCAACGGCCACUGAUCAGCAAAAACAGGUCUCAGCAGUCACUGUCAUUGAACACCCUAAGCUGCACGGAGCCCUGUCUCAAGGAACCAUUGAGAAACUGGAGAUGACUUUACAGCACAAGUAUCUCGCCUUCCUGUCAGGACUGCCUGCUCUUUACUCUGUAGCUCUUUCUAUGGCUACGGCUCCAGCAAUCCCUAGCCAAUCUGUAACCACAGAG